CAGGCGCUAACCGGAUUAAUUGAGUCAAUUCUGUUGACCCACCAGCCGACCUGGGAUGGCCGCCAACAGCUCCUGCAGACUCUCCUCACCACGGAGGAGAGACAGCGCGUCUACCUCGAAGCUCGGAAAAACGUCCCGGGGGCGGAUGGGAGGCCGACCCAGCUGCCUAAUGAGAUUGAGGAUGUUUUCCCCUUGGUUCGCCCGACCUGGGACUACGACACCAUUGCUGGUAGGGAGCGUCGUCUCUAUCGCCAGGUACUCCUAGCGGGUCUCAAAGGGGCAGGGCGUCGCCCCACCAAUUUGGCAAAGGUACGUGCUAUAGUGCAGGGAAAAGAGGAGACGCCGGCAGGUUUUCUGGAGAGGUUAAUAGAAGGCUACCGCAUGGAUACUCCCUUUGACCCCUUGGCUGAAGACCGCCAACCAGAUGUAAUUAUGUCCUUCAUUGGACAGUCGGCCUCGGAUAUUCGUAAUAAGUUACAACAGUUGGAGGGACUUCAGGGGUACACCUUACAGGACUUAGUGAAAGAGGCAGAGAAGGUUUUUAACAAGCGAGAAACCCUAGAGGAAAGGGAGGAAAGGAUCCGUAAAGAGCAAGAGGAACGGGAGGAUAAGAGAGAUAAAAGACGUAAUAAAGAGCUGACUAGGAUACUGGCCACCGUAGUACAGGGCUCAGGGCAGAGUAAGUCAGGACAGAGUAGGGACCUGGGAGACAAAAGAGGACCACGGGUUGAACGAGACCAGUGUGCCUACUGCAAGGAAAAAGGACAUUGGGUUAAAGAUUGCCCAAGGAAGGGCCAAACGCAGGGACCUAAAAAGAAGCCCAUUCCUGUUUUGUCCCUAGAAGAUGAAGAUUAGGGGUGUCAGGGCCAGGAACCCCCCCCCCCCGAGCCUCGGAUAACCCUUAAAGUGGGGGGACAGCCGGUGACCUUCCUGGUCGAUACGGGAGCUCAACAUUCAGUUUUAACUGAGGCAAAAGGACCCUUGACCUCUAAAACGUCUUGGGUUCAGGGGGCAACUGGAGGCAAGUUAUAUCGAUGGACAACCGAACGGAAGGUCCACCUGAGCACUGGGCAAGUAACGCAUUCCUUCUUACUGGUCCCAGACUGCCCUUACCCUCUCCUAGGCAGAGACCUUCUUUCAAAAGUAGGGGCCCAGAUACAUUUUCAGCAAAAAGGGGCCACUAUUACUGGCGCGGGAGGGCAGCCCCUCCAGGUACUGACCUUGCGCCUAGAGGAUGAACACCGGCUGCACGAGGACUCACCGUCCGUCCAGCCCCUAGAUUCUGAAUGGCUCACUAACUACCCUCAGGCCUGGGUGGAAACGGCCGGAAUGGGACUAGCUGUAAACCAGCCGCCCAUAAUUAUAAACUUAAAACCCUCGGCCACCCCCAUAUCGAUCCGGCAAUAUUCAAUGAGCAAAGAGGCCAAAGAAGGCAUUCGGCCACAUAUACAGAGACUAUUACAAUUGGGCAUUUUAAUACCUUGCCAGUCGCCCUGGAAUACUCCUCUAUUACCCGUAAAAAAACCCGGCACAGGAGAUUACCAGCCGGUACAAGAUUUACGAGAGGUUAACUGGAGGACAGAGGACAUACAUCCCACGGUGCCGAAUCCCUACAACUUGCUCAGCACCUUACCCCCAAGCCAUGUCUGGUAUACGGUGUUAGAUCUAAAAGAUGCAUUCUUUUGCCUGAGGUUAAGCUCUCAAAGCCAGCCUAUUUUUGCUUUUGAAUGGAAAGAUCCUGAGACGGGACUCUCAGGACAACUCACUUGGACAAGGCUGCCGCAGGGAUUCAAAAACUCCCCUACUUUGUUCGAUGAGGCCUUGCAUCGGGAUUUGGCAGAUUUCCGAGUUGGCCAUCCGGACCUCAUCCUUCUGCAGUACGUGGAUGAUUUGCUCCUGGCAGCUAGGACAGAACAGAAUUGUGUAAAAGGUACGGGGGCCCUGCUUGAGAGACUGGGAGAACUGGGGUAUAGGGCCUCCACCAAAAAGGCCCAAAUAGGCCAGAGACAAGUGACCUAUCUGGGAUAUCUCCUGGAAGGAGGCCAGAGGUGGCUGACGGAGAGCCGCAAAAAGGCUGUAGCCCUGAUCCCAGCACCCACUAAUGCCAAAGGACUACGAGAGUUCCUCGGCAGUGCUGGGUUCUGCCGCCUCUGGAUACCCGGGUUUGCGGAGAUGGCGGCUCCCCUAUAUCCUCUCACGAAAUCCAACACCCCCUACCACUGGGGAAAGGAGCAGCAAUUGGCUUUUGACAAAAUAAAAAGGGCCUUAUUGACCGCCCCUGCCCUGAGCCUCCCAGAUGUAACCAAGCCUUUUACGCUAUAUGUUGAUGAACAUAAUGGAAUAGCCAAAGGGGUCCUAACUCAAAAACUGGGACCCUGGAAAAGGCCCGUGGCAUACUUUUCAAAAAAAUUAGACAGCAUUGCUGCAGGAUGGCCCCCAUGUCUCCGAAUAAUAGCGGCUGUGGCAGUCCUGGUAAAAGACUCAGACAAGUUGACUUUUGGCCAACCCCUCACUGUGGUGGCCCCCCACGCCGUAGAGACAGUCAUCCGCCAGCCCCCUGAUCGAUGGCUCUCAAAUGCCCGGGUCACCCAUUAUCAGGCCAUGUUACUGAAUUCUGAGCGGAUACAGUUUGGAACGGCUACAUCUCUAAACCCGGCCACCUUGCUUCCAGAAACCGAGUCCCCCUCCCUAGUAAUGCAUGAUUGCCACCAGAUCCUAGCUGAAGUGCACGGAAUCAGAGCUGAUCUCCAGGACCAGCCACUGCCAAACGCGGACGCCACCUGGUACACGGAGGGCAGCAGUUUUGUCCGAGAAGGAGUCAGAUAUGCGGGGGCAGCCGUAACCACAGAGACGGAGACCGUCUGGGCAGGGGCAUUGACAGCCUGAACGUUGGCAAAAUGGGCAGAACUGACCACACUGGCCAAGGGGCUGACCGUGGGGGAAGGUAAACGAAUCAACAUCUACACCGACAGCAGGUACGCCCUCGCCACCGCUCACGUCCACGGAGCCCUUUACAGGGAGAGAGGGCUCCUGACAGCAGAGGGAAAGGCUGUUAAAAACAAAACGGAGAUCCUUGAACUCCUGAGGGCCCUCUGGCUGCCCAAGGCCCUAGCCAUCAUCCACUGUCCGGGGCACCAAAAGGCAGACACGCCAGUAGCCAGGGGAAACCGGUGAGCCGAUUGACAAGCAAAAGAGGCGGCCCUUCUGGUGACGCAGGUCUUAGCAACCACGCGACCUGAUCCGGGGGCACCGACCCUGCCUGACACCCCCAACUAUACUGAUGCUGACUUACACUGGACCAAACGCUCCUAUGACCAGUGCUUGCGUGGCUGGUGGAGGGCUGCAGACUCCAGCGUCAUCUUGCCAGAGGAACUAGGACUGCGAGUCCUAUCCCAAAUGCAUCCGAGUACUCACAUGGGGACAAGGAAGAUGGAAGACCUCAUACGACAUGCAAAGAUCACUAUUAAAGACUCUCGAGCAAAGAUCGAGCAGAUUGUGGCAAGCUGCCAUGCAUGCCAGUUAACUAAUGCCAAUGCCCAUGGAUCUAACCCGGGCACCUGGCUCCGGGGGGACCGCCCAGGAGCCUAUUGGGAAGUGGACUUCACUGAGGUAAAACCUGGAAAAUACGGAUACAGGUACUUACUAGUGUUUGUAGAUACUUUUUCAGGAUGGACAGAGGCAUUUCCCACCAAACAUGAAACGGCACAGACGGUGACCAAGAAACUGCUGGAUGUCUAUCUUACCGAGGUAACAUUUGGCAAUAAGGCUGUCUCGCUCUGA
Molecule: messenger RNA, 3780 nt
Organism: Nyctereutes procyonoides (raccoon dog)
Lineage: Eukaryota; Metazoa; Chordata; Mammalia; Carnivora; Canidae
Biological process (GO): proteolysis; DNA integration; virion assembly
Molecular function (GO): RNA-DNA hybrid ribonuclease activity; zinc ion binding; nucleic acid binding
Source: RefSeq, a predicted model, not a curated record